CAUCCUGUAUAUGCCGAAACGCGUUGUCCGUUCUUUGCUAAUUAAUUAUUUAUUGUCCUGUGCCGGCCCGAGUCUGUCGUUUCGUGACCACCUGUGAGCAGCGCCUCCAUCUAUAAUGGUGACUUUUGCUAUGAUCAGAAUGUUUUUCUGUAGGGUACUUUAUGAUUAGUCUCCAGUGUCUAAACCUGUAACACAGAACACAAGUGGAUAGAACAGUUGUCCGAGGGUGCAGGGCGCUUACUACACAAGUUCCCAGGUUACAGCACUUUUAUUGAUGAAGUCUACCCGACUUGUUGUAAUAAGAGAUAGGAUAGGUGUUGGUGGUCAGCUCUGCAUCCCCUAAAAGGUUCUCUGCUACACCUCGUGCAGCUGUCCCGCGACACUUCACCCAGACAAGCUGCAGCCUUUUUAAAAAUAGCAUCAAACUGCCUGUCAUCUGAGCUCUGAGCAAUGGCCGUGCAGUGCCAGCCAUUUACAUGCUUCCACACAAUACAUGGCACUAACGUUCGGAUCGACUCUUCGGGUACUCAAGCUACCAGAGUCGAGAGCUUUGCUAAUGGCAUUUGCUUCAGUCGAGAACCCCUGGUACCCGGGCAGCUGUUUUUGGUGGAAAUUGAAGAAAAAGAAUUGGGCUGGUGUGGGAACCUAAGAGUUGGGCUUAUGGCCCGAGAUCCUCGCAGCUUAGAGAUAUUACCAGAGUAUUCCUUACCGGAUCUUGUAAACCAGGGCGAGAGCUGGAUAUUUGCCAUCACUCGGAACCACAAUAGGGUGAUACCGGAUGGUGAGGAGAACAUAUCAACUUUGGGAAAACACCUCUCGGAACCGUAUCUAAAAGUGGGCAAGAUUAAAAUUCCUCGUGACAAACUGAUAGCGCGGAGUAAGCCCGGUCGGUACAGCCACAUCCUGGACGAGUUGUACAAAACCAAUAUUCUGCCCCCUACUGCUCGCAGAAGCCGGAUCGGGGUGCUGUAUGAGACCCAGGCGGAUGGCACUUGUCACAUGCACAUUAUCAUUAAUGGAGAAGACAUGGGCGUCUGCGCUCGUGGGAUACCAACAAAUCAACCAUUAUAUGCCGUGGUCGACGUCUUUGCCUCCACCAAGAGCGUCCGAGUGAUCCAGUUAGAAUACGGCUGUAUGUAUUAUAUCUGGGGGAUGGGUGGGAUUGCCAGUGACUUCAAUGUAUUUUACUCUGCACUGUUCGCACUGCGUAAAUUCCGCUCGCGGAAUAACGUUCCGCUAGAAGAAAGAACAUGUUCAUUCUUCUUGCGGAACACGCGAGCAGAAGUCCAUUGAAGUUAAUGUUAAAAAAAAUUUCCACUUGAAAUCGUUUCCGCACG
Messenger RNA from Hyla sarda, 1337 nucleotides. It is a transcript of the gene NEURL2, whose product is annotated as neuralized E3 ubiquitin protein ligase 2. The record is from RefSeq and is a predicted model, not a curated record. NCBI's taxonomy places the organism in Eukaryota, Metazoa, Chordata, Amphibia, Anura, Hylidae. Bases 451 to 1293 code for a protein of 280 amino acids. Gene Ontology annotation, molecular function: ubiquitin protein ligase activity. The transcript has a single exon.